Molecule: messenger RNA, 2825 nt
Organism: Odocoileus virginianus texanus
Lineage: Eukaryota; Metazoa; Chordata; Mammalia; Artiodactyla; Cervidae
Gene: DBT
Product: dihydrolipoamide branched chain transacylase E2
Cellular component (GO): mitochondrion; cytoplasm
Molecular function (GO): lipoic acid binding; acetyltransferase activity
Source: RefSeq, a predicted model, not a curated record
CGGAGGAAGAUGGCUGCUGCGCGUGUGCUGAGGACCUGGAGCCGGACUGCGAGGCAGCUGAUUUGGGUCCGCUACUUUCAAACAUGUGGUAACGUUAAUGUUUUGAAGCCAGAAUAUGUGUGUUUCUUUGGUUAUCCUCCAUUCAAGUACAGUCAUCCACAUCAGUGGCUAAGAACAACUGCUGCUCUCCAGGGACAGAUUGUUCAGUUCAAACUCUCAGACAUUGGAGAAGGGAUUAGAGAAGUAACUGUUAAAGAAUGGUAUGUAAAAGAAGGAGAUACAGUGUCUCAGUUUGAUAGCAUCUGUGAAGUUCAAAGUGAUAAAGCUUCUGUUACUAUCACUAGUCGUUAUGAUGGAGUCAUUAAAAAGCUGUAUUAUAAUCUAGAUGAUACUGCCUAUGUGGGAAAGCCAUUAGUAGACAUAGAAACGGAAGCUUUAAAAGAUUCAGAAGAAGAUGUUGUUGAAACCCCUGCUGUGUCCCAUGAUGAACACACACACCAAGAGAUAAAGGGCCAGAAAACACUGGCGACUCCUGCAGUUCGUCGCCUUGCAAUGGAAAACAAUAUUAAGCUGAGUGAAGUUAUUGGCUCAGGAAAAGAUGGGAGAAUACUUAAAGAAGAUAUUCUCAAUUAUCUGGAAAAGCAAACAGGAGCUAUACUACCUCCUUCACCAAAAGCUGAAAUCAUGCCGCCUCCACCAAAACCAAAAGACAGAACUAUUCCUAUUCCAAUAUCAAAGCCUCCAGUGUUCACAGGCAAAGACAGAACCGAACCCGUGAAAGGCUUUCACAAAGCAAUGGUCAAGACCAUGUCUGCAGCCCUGAAGAUACCUCAUUUUGGGUAUUGUGAUGAGGUUGACCUUACUGAACUGGUUAAGCUACGAGAAGAAUUAAAACCCAUUGCUUUUGCUCGUGGAAUUAAACUUUCCUUUAUGCCCUUCUUCUUGAAAGCUGCUUCCUUGGGAUUACUACAGUUUCCUAUUCUUAAUGCUUCUGUGGAUGAAAACUGCCAGAACAUAACAUACAAGGCUUCUCAUAACAUUGGAAUAGCGAUGGAUACAGAGCAGGGCUUGAUUGUACCUAAUGUGAAAAAUGUUCAGAUCCGCUCCGUAUUUGAGAUCGCCACUGAACUGAACCGCCUCCAGAAAUUGGGCUCUGCGGGUCAGCUCAGCACCAAUGACCUUAUAGGAGGAACAUUCACUCUUUCCAACAUUGGAUCAAUUGGUGGUACCUAUGCCAAACCAGUGAUACUUCCACCUGAAGUGGCAAUUGGGGCCCUGGGAACAAUUAAGGCCCUUCCCCGAUUUAACGAGAAAGGGGAAGUCUAUAAGGCCCAGAUAAUGAACGUGAGCUGGUCAGCUGAUCACAGAAUUAUCGAUGGCGCUACAGUGUCACGCUUCUCUAAUUUGUGGAAAUCCUACUUAGAAAAUCCAGCUUUUAUGCUACUAGAUCUGAAAUGAAGAUUGAUCAGACAUCCUUGAACUUUCUGAGCUUCCAAAGAAAGCGUAAAGCUCAGCUCUUCAGCACACAUUCCUCAUCGCAGCUUGUAUUGUGAAUGACUCUAAUGUAUGAUUACGGUUCUGAGGUACAAAGUGGGUCAGCUAUUCUGUCAGGCUUUUACUGAAAAGGAGUAAUUGUGUACUAGUUCUCCCAGGGCUGUCACAUUUUUAGGUCAUAGUAUGACUUUUUAAUAUGGUGCUGAGGUCUUUGUGUCCAUGGAUUGAAACUGGCAGGAACAACACAGUGAAUAUUACUAAGAGACAGACAGCCAUACACAGUACUUGUCCUAUUUUUUCUCUUUCUCUCUUUUUUUUAAAUUUUAUUUUAAACUGACUCUUAAUGAAACUUAGAGAGUUUCAUUAUACUUAGUUGGGAAAAGGAAUUUAUAUGCAAAUAUAUUUUCUAUUUCCCCACAAUAAUGCAAAUUAUUUUACAAAGUAAGUGCAAUUAUAUUUACCUUUUAAGAUAUCCAGGAGUCUGUUGUUCUGUAGCUAUUAUCAUCUGUAAAUGUCUUAUUUGUAUAAAGUAAUGUCUUUUAAAAGUGAAAAUUAUAAGCUAAUCUUAAAAUGUCCAAUUAUAGUUUUGUAACCUAUAAGGCCAUUGAAAGUAUUUGUUUAAAGUGGAUAAAUUUUUAGACUUUUGGCAAUGUUUUAGUGUUUUAUUGGGAGAAAUUUCACCUUUACAACCUUGCUUCAAUGUGAGGAAGGUACUUGAAAUGUAGCAUUCACUGACAUUGUCUUACAUUCAGAAAUCCGUUACCUUUUAAUUUUAUUUUUUUACUUUCUUGGUCUUCAGCUAAAAAGGAUAGACUAAGAAAUUAGUGUCUAUUCCGUUCUCCAUAUCCUGAGAAGGAAUUUGAAUCAGGGGAGAGAGAAGACUAAUGGGUAAUUAUGGACAUUAAAAUAAAAUAAUAAAUUUUGCACAGAAAUAAAGGUAUCCUCAUGAUCAUUUUUUAGAGGCCCACUUGAAUCAGAAAGUCAGGUUGUUUCUGAUAUUGUCUAAGUGAAUACUGUAUGUUCAAGUGAAGUUUUGUGACAGAAAAAGUUUUAAUGUCUUUUUGAUUUUUUUCAAAAUGGAAAUCAUGUAUAAGUCAGAAAAUAAUGGAUCUAAUGAAUGUUAUUCUUUUUAAAAUUCAGAUAAUAUGAAGAGUUGCAAAGAAAAUAAAAUCAUCCAUAAGCCUACCACUAUUAACAGUUAGAUCAAGGUAUCUGUAUACAUAGCUGUUCUUUUUAUGAAAAUGAGAUUGUGCUGUAUCUAUUAUUUUAUAAUUUGAUUUUUAACAUUAUAUUAUCAGUCAAUAAAUGAUUCCAUAUUAUGAUCCUUUUAA